GCUUUAUAGGGUCCACCUGUAGGGGCUGGAGCAGCUCUUAGCAGCCCCAGCAGGAGGUGGGAGAUGGAAGAGGUCAUUGCGGGGCUCGAGGGGUUCACCUUCACCUUGGAGAGGGAUGUGGAGACACAAAAGGGCACUGGACUCCUGCCUUUCCAGGGCAUGGACAAGUCGAGCUCAGCUGUGUGCAACUUCUACGCGAAAGGGCUGUGCGAGAAAGGGAAGCUGUGUCCAUUCCGCCACGACCACGGGGAGAAGACGGUGGUGUGUAAGCAUUGGCUACGCGGGCUGUGCAAGAAGGGCGACCAGUGCAAGUUCCUGCACCAGUACGACCUCACCCGGAUGCCCGAGUGCUACUUCUACUCCAAGUUCGGUGAGUGCAGCAACAGGGAGUGUCACUUCCUCCACACGAAGACAGCUUUCAAGACCCAGGACUGUCCUUGGUAUGACCAAGGCUUCUGCAAAGACGGCCCCCUGUGUAAAUACCGCCACGUCCAGAGGGUCAUGUGUGUUAACUACUUAGCUGGCUUCUGCCCCAAGGGACCCAAGUGCCAAUACGCACAGUAA
Miniopterus natalensis is the source of this 564-nucleotide messenger RNA. RefSeq names its product cleavage and polyadenylation specific factor 4 like (gene CPSF4L). Gene Ontology annotation, cellular component: mRNA cleavage and polyadenylation specificity factor complex. Gene Ontology annotation, molecular function: zinc ion binding; RNA binding. NCBI's taxonomy places the organism in Eukaryota, Metazoa, Chordata, Mammalia, Chiroptera, Miniopteridae. The record is from RefSeq and is a predicted model, not a curated record.